Molecule: messenger RNA, 2079 nt
Organism: Raphanus sativus (radish)
Lineage: Eukaryota; Viridiplantae; Streptophyta; Magnoliopsida; Brassicales; Brassicaceae
Exons: 2
Coding region: 1-2079 (692 amino acids)
Source: RefSeq, a predicted model, not a curated record
AUGGAGAAUAGAGAUAUCAGCCAAGCAUCGAUCGACACAGAACGUUGUCAAUCGAGCGACGCAGAUACUGAAGUAUCGAUCGUUUCAUCAGGAACAUUAUCGAUCGACACCACCCAGCCGGAAGCAGGUAAGUACCCUCUUCCCGAUGCUAAUAAUAAGAAGGUAGUCCAAACUGAACCAAUAGGUCAAUCAAGCAACAUUUCUAGCCAAACUACUGAAAAACAGGGGACUGAAAUCCCUGUUAAGUCAAACUCUACUUUAGACAUAGGUAAAGAAAUUAAAUUGCCCUUGCAAGACUACUUAAACCCUAAUAGGACCUAUUCCAAUAGGUCCGCUAUCAGAAUACCUGACAACGUCAUCUCGAAAACCAAGUUUAAUGCUGACUAUUAUAAUAUGAUGCGUCGAAACCCUUUUAAAGGAUCUUCUCUAGAACAUCCACAAGACCACAUCGAGGGUCUAGAGGAAUUGAUUCCAGAUGAGUAUAUUCGUUGCAGACUUUUCCCAUUUUCAUUAGAAGGGGGAGCCUUGAGAUGGCUAAACUGUCUACCAAGAGGAUCCCUGACUAGCUGGAAGGAGAUUAGAAAUGCUUUCCUUAAGCAAUUCUUCGACGAUACUCGUUAUUGGGAAGUAAGGAGGCGAAUCUCUACUUUCCGUCAAGAUCCUCAGGAAUCAUUCAAAAAUGCAUGGGGAAGAUUCAAGAGUUACGAACUCGAAUGUCUCCACCAUGGUUAUCCAGAACCACAAUUUCUUAAGAUCUUUUACAAAGGUGUUAUUCUGAGCUAUAAGACAACGCUUGAUACAACAAGCGAAGGGAAUUUCGUUACUAGAAAUCCUAUGGAAGCAAGACGUCUAAUCGAAAACAUGGCGAGAGGAAGCUUUACACGAGACUAUGAAAUCUGUAUACAGUCUCGUAUCGGAAGAGAAAAAUACAAUCUUAAGCAAGCUCUUACAGGAAACCGUAAAAUGAAAUUCGAAUUCAACGGGAAAGUAAACAGUGUUUACGGAGAGCUAAAUCAGAAAAUGGAUUCUCUAAUUGAACAUCUACGGGGAAUGGAAGACAAAAUUGCUAACCUUGCAACAACUCUGAAAAGAGAGACGGGUCGUCUUCCUGGAAGGACCGAUGCUAAUCCUGGAGCAAAACGCCAGGCAUAUGCUGUGAUGCUACGAAGUGGAAAACACCUUGAAACGAAUUCCAGAGAAGACGUCAGAAAUAAAAAACUCAUCGAUAACGCGGAAAAAAGCAAUUCCAACCCCAUAGAACUGCUUGAUAACGACUCCGACUCAGAAACAUCAGAACAAAGGAAAAAUUCUUCAAAUGAAAAGAAUAAGGGGAAAACUAUGGAUCUGGACAAAGAGAAUCCCGAUGCCGAAGACAAAAUCGACCAUCUAGACGAACCGCAUAUCGAUCGAUCCUCUGGGAAGGAAAACGAUCGACCGUCUGGCACCAGCAGUAGCAAUACACAAUCUAUCGGGACUGAAAGAGUCUAUAGAGCUCCUCCCCCUUUUCCUCCAAACAAACCGCAAACUAAGAAAGCGUUAGAGCAUGCAAUCUGCAAAAAAGCUUUCGAUAAAAUCAAUUUCGAGGCGUCCCUCAGUGACGCUCUUAAGAUAGCCCCUUCGGUGAAAAAGUACAUGAAAGAUAUGAUAUCCUCAAGUGGAGAACAAAGCGUCAUGCUAGUAUCAGAGGAAGUAAGUGCGAUAAUACAAGGAGGGACUUCCAUUAAAAGGUCUGACCCUGGGAGUUUCGUCCUAGAUUGUAAGAUACAAAACGCACGUUUCCCUCGUUCUCUCUGUGAUCUUGGCUCUAGUGUAAACCUCAUGCCACACUCUGUAGCAGUUUCACUAGGUUAUGAUGUAUUUGUUCCAACGCCUAUCACAUUAGUUCUAGCUGAUCGCUCUAUUAGGGUACCUGAGGGAAUCCUAGUGGAUAUGCCAGUAGAAAUUGAUGGUUGCUCUAUACCAGCAGAUUUUGUCGUACUAAAGUAUAAGCAAGUGCCGAAAGACCCCCUUAUAUUAGGACGACCCUUUUUAGCUACAUCAGGAGCAAUAAUAGAUUGUCGAGGAGGAAAAUUGAUUUAA